CUUUGUGACGUAUGUGCCUUCUACUUUCUGUUCAUACUUUUGUCUAGUUGAGCUGGUUCAGUUCAGUACAGUCAGUCCCACUAUCAGGGACAUCAGUAAACAAAAUGGCUACUUUCGUACGUUUGUUAUUUUACAACUAUGCGUUGUAAUUUAUAAGCGUUUGCGAAGUUAUAUCAACAACACACCGUUAUGAGUUGUGAAUCGAAGCUCGUUAAGCUUCCACCCUCUACUAGCCUGGUUGCUUGUCAGACUUCCAAGCCCGUAAGGCAACAGAAAAUCCUAGAUGAAGAUACGUACACUGAGGAGGUUGCGGAGAUAAUUGAACGGGACUUUUUUCCUGACGUUCCUAAGUUAAAAGCUCAGAAUGAGUACCUGGACGCCUUGGAAGCUAACGACAUCAUAAAGUUGAGAAAUCUACAACAGAAAUAUGGCGGAUCCUCUAGUGGUCAACGAUCUCAUCUCUCAACACCAUCAACGUUCGAGACUCCGAUUAAUCACGUCCCAUCCACGCCUGCGAGGACACCAUCAGCAUCGCAAGCGCAAGGCGUAGAAGGAAAUUCGGAGAAAUCAAAGAAGAAACUCUCUUUGGAUGCGUUUCUGGCGAGGCACACAAGCGAAGACAAUGCCUCGUUUUCGUCAAUUCUCCAAGAAGCACAGCAGAGGCACAGAGACAAGUACGGCUGGAUGUACAAAGACGAGGCUCAAGAAAGUGCUCCUUUGGCACGCCUCUUAUCGUCUCAGGAGCCUACCACAGCGAGUUCUGCCCCUGUCACUUGGAACUACACGAAUCGCAACUCACUCAUGUACAUCCCUGAUGGAGUAAAAGAGGAGAAGGGACCAGGCCGGAUAGUUGAGAGUGCAAACACUCGCCUCGAGGCUGCCCCGUUUGAUGAAGGAGCCAAUCAAGAGGCCAUUGCCAAGGCAGCCAGCAUGCAAGCCAAAGCACAGGAGGGUCGAGUGGGGGUAGAUGGCAAGCAGAAGCAACCCUCUCCCGUCCACGGAACAGAAUACGGUUUCGUGGCCACACCGUCACCUGCUCCAGGUGUUGGAGAAUCCCCACUGAUGACAUGGGGAGAGGUGGAAGGCACGCCGUUCCUGUUAGACGGCACCCCCAGGAGGACCCCGGGGGGUCCCCAGUUCAAGAUACCCGAGCCUCCGUCCAGGGAGAGGCUAGCCCUCUCUCUCGCAGAUGACGCUGCCCGUAAGAACCGCGCGAAGAGAAGUGCCGCCUUACGUCACGUGCGCUCCUCACUCUUGAGUCCUUCCCUUUCCCUCAGCAGCCCAGCAUCUCCACUCGGCAGGCUAAACAGCAUGUCUCCCGCUGCACGGAACCUAGCUUCUGCCAAGCUGGGCAUAACCAAGGGCGUAGACCGCGCAUUGAGACAGAGCUACACUCCCAGUCCUAGGAGCACCAGGGAUUCCGAUGACUUGCAGUUCCUCACAGACAAUCUCCUUAAUCUGCCGCAGAAAAGAAAAGCUGCCGCCGACUUCUUUUGAAGUGUUCGAAGUGUAAAUCUGACAGUGAAGCUCCAGUGGUGAAAGGACGUGGAAGACAACCAUUUACUGUACAGAGCUUUCCUUCCUGUUCACUUUUAUGCAACUGAUUCACCGUGUGAUAUAAAGUAUGAAAGUGUGAUAUAAAGUGAAUAUUGUAAAACUGGGCACUAGCUCAUGCAGUGACCCCAGUGAAGUGUGGGUAUGUGCAGCCAGAAAUAAAUAAGGCUUUCUUGUAUAUAUGUAAUGAGACAAGG
Molecule: messenger RNA, 1751 nt
Organism: Ornithodoros turicata
Lineage: Eukaryota; Metazoa; Arthropoda; Arachnida; Ixodida; Argasidae
Gene: Es2
Product: splicing factor ESS-2 homolog
Exons: 7
Coding region: 190-1497 (435 amino acids)
Cellular component (GO): catalytic step 2 spliceosome
Source: RefSeq, a predicted model, not a curated record